This is a messenger RNA of Suillus clintonianus, 721 nucleotides long. RefSeq lists its product as uncharacterized. The transcript has 5 exons. Lineage: Eukaryota; Fungi; Basidiomycota; Agaricomycetes; Boletales; Suillaceae. Bases 79 to 582 code for a protein of 167 amino acids. The record is from RefSeq and is a predicted model, not a curated record.
CAUCUCUUCAAUGAUCAUCGAUCAUCUCGCAAUCGAGACUGAAACUCAAUUGAGGAGAACUUGCUGCGACUCACUUCCAUGGACAGAACUAAUUCCUCAGAACAAAGCCCACUACGAUCUGAUACCGACGAGACUAGUGGAGAAGAAACCGCGUUACGUAGUUUCUUCGCCUUUCCAUUCUCCUCGGACGAUGUUUAUCAGCAAGGUCUAGCGGACUUACUUGCGCACGGUGCACUGAGUGGGAAGACAGACGUCGAGAAGGCUGAAAUCAUCCUCCGAACGCAGCUGUUUUACUUCAACAGAGUGGUCGACCAAAACUUGACCGUAGAGGAUGUUCGGUCCUAUCAGAAUACCGCGGGCUCCCAAAACAUCACUGGGACCAUGGAUUUGUCACCUCCGUCCUCGAACUACCGAGACGACGAAACUCGCCUGCUGACGUUCGCCGAGCUGACGGCGCUGAUACAACAGGGGAAGACAGAUAGCAUUCCCAAUAACAAAGUCAUCCCCGAUACGCUUCAUGACGCACCUCCCAGUACUUCUAUAGCUUUGGCGCGGAAGAAACCCUGGGAAGUCGAGAACUAAAAUUCUGACCUUCCGUUGCCGACAUUAUUAUGAUUGAUGCAUCUUCACUCGCUUGAAAUAUUGGCCUCAAUUUGCUACUCAUGUCGACGUCUGUCAAGCAUUCACAAACCCACUCUAUGUUUGUCUCAUCAUCAAACCA